Leptopilina boulardi is the source of this 730-nucleotide messenger RNA. RefSeq lists its product as uncharacterized. The record is from RefSeq and is a predicted model, not a curated record. Bases 239 to 730 code for a protein of 163 amino acids. Lineage: Eukaryota; Metazoa; Arthropoda; Insecta; Hymenoptera; Figitidae. The transcript has 3 exons.
UCUUGUCAGUUUGCACGCAAUUAUCAUGGAAAAUCAGUCGUCGUCCAACAAAAGUGAGUGACUUCUUAAGUAGUGUUGUGUUAAUUAAUGUGAUACAUUUUGUCAUAAUAGUUCUUUUAAUUUAUUUCUCCCCUUUUAUUUUCUUUUAGUGCCCGGAAAGGAAUGCAAGUCAAAUUUAGUGAACUUUUUCCUGACGCUGCAGGGCCUUGCGGCGUCCGUUUACUACUCCGUGGAGGAAAUGGAGUUUUUGGAGGAGAUGGCGCGGCCAGGUCGACCCAAAAAAGGGGUUAUAAGGGACACAACAAUUGACAAGAAGGUCAGAUUGAGGCAGUUGAGAGGAUUAAAGGAGGAAAUAAAGGAAAACUCUGGGACAAUGACAUCGAUGUUUAAUUCCUUAUUUCGACCAGCUCGUCCCAUAGGCUGUUUUUGUGGCGAAUGCGAAAUUCCUCUUCCUCCGGCCAAAAGGGCGCGAGUUUCCAUGGAAGUUGACAAGGGAGAGGGACCAGGGCCAUGGUAUGGCUACAGGAAGGAGCUAUGGAAACAAUCGAUCCACAACCUGGCCCUUCUUUCCAGCCACAAACCGGCCCAUCUUGGCAACCUCAGCCAGGCCCGUCUCGACAAUCUCAGCCCGACCAACUUUGGCAACCAUGGACAGAAUCCUCUUGGCAGCCACAAUCUGGCCCAAAAUUGGAACCUUGUCCUAGCCCAUCUGCUGAGCCACAUCCUAUGA